This is a messenger RNA of Clarias gariepinus (North African catfish), 849 nucleotides long. It is a transcript of the gene cbln18, whose product is annotated as cerebellin 18. Lineage: Eukaryota; Metazoa; Chordata; Actinopteri; Siluriformes; Clariidae. The record is from RefSeq and is a predicted model, not a curated record. Gene Ontology annotation, molecular function: protein binding. The transcript has 4 exons. Bases 1 to 723 code for a protein of 240 amino acids.
AUGAUAAAGAUAGUUGCAGUGGCAGUUCUGGGCCUGCUGGGGGCACUGUGUCCAUGCUUAAAGGCACAAACAAGCACUCCUUUGGAUAUUAUACGACAAGCAGCAGCUAACUUUACUGGGACUCUGCCCUGUGGAGGAUGGGACUGUGCGUGUACAUUCAAGAAGCCAGGAGGCUGCUGCUGUGUGACUGCACCUCUGUUCCAACUGGAGGAGUCGACCUUCACGCAAAUGGUGGGCCUGUGGAAGGACUUGCAGGAUCUCAAUAACCAGAUCGAGGAAGUUACCGGUGGACGUAAUAUAUCGUUUGCAGCUACAAUAACACCUAUGACUGGAUGUUUUGGACCUUUCAACAGGAAUGUGUCCAUCUCUUACAACAAUGUUUCACUUAACCUAGGCUAUGGGUAUAAUCCUUCAAUGGGAACGUUCACGGCCCCACGUGCAGGCCUUUACUCCUUCUCCUACACGGUUUACUCAAAUUUGGGAGCAGAUGGAGAGCGCCUCUACCACAAGGUACAGCUGAUGAAAGAUGGCCAGGUGAUAGCCUCCUCCUGGGAAGACAACCGUGAGGACGCAGAGGACAGCGCCACACAAGUAGUGCUCCUUCCUCUGAAAAAGGGGAACCAAGUUUACAUUGAGCUAGUGCUUGGAAGGUUUGUGUGUGGAGAUACGCAGAGCUACAACUCCUUCAGUGGAUAUCUGGUCUAUCCUGUCUCUGACAUCUAACAGACAAUGUAAUAGGAUACAAUGUUGUAACCAGUAAUGAUCACACUUUUAGAAUAUUAUGUUGAUUCUGUAUAUGUAGAGAGCACUCAGUGUAACCUACAGGUGACCAAGACUCAGUAAACCAAU